AUGCUACCGUUUGCCAAAUUAGCACAGUCUUCUAGCAUAAAGUCGCUGAAUCCAUCGAAAAAUGUUGCUACAGAGCAUCCAAUAGAAUUGAGCAUUAAUGUGGAAUCGCCUCCCUGCGUACUUUAUGGAUCAGCAGCGGAUUCCACGGGGUCAUUAUUAAGCGGUGUUGUCACAUUGAAUGUCAAGGAUCCAUAUGCUGAUGUAUCCAUACCGACUUAUGAUUCCAUCAAACCUUCCAAAAGUGCCCCUCAGAAGUCCCCAAGACCGGGAAGAAGGAAGAGUGCCAUCGGAUCCACAUUAUCUACCACAUUCUCUCAAUUAGCAGUGGCACAAUCUCAGGCAACAGCAUCAUCUCAAAAGACAACGCCAUCACCAAGUCCAUCCAAUACAAAGAUUAUGAAUGGCUACACCAAGAUAUCAGUUACGUCAGUGUCUCUCACGUUUGUACAAAAGAUUCAUUUCCAUAAACCUUUCACGCCAGAUACGUCAUCGAUUCAAUCAUGUACGAAUUGUCGAACCAAAUUAACAGAUAUGAAAAGUUGGCCCAUUCAGAAGGCACCACAGGAUAAACCAGUAGGAGCACAUACAUAUCCAUUUUCAUAUUUGAUCCCAGGGUCUGUUCCAUCGACUUCAUACUUGGGGUCUAACGCAGAGACACAGAUUAAAUAUGAAUUAAUUGCAGUGGCAACGUAUAAGGAACCUACAAGACGUCAUGACGUUAAAUCUAAGGAAAAGAUGUUGAGAUUGGUAAUGCCCGUAGCGGUCACGCGAAGUAUUCCUAGAGGACCUGAUAAGAAUUCAUUACGUGUUUUCCCACCAACUGAAUUGACAGCAGCCGCGGUGUUACCCAAUGUGAUCUACCCCAAGUCUACUUUCCCCUUAGAGAUGAAAUUAGAUGGUGUCUCCCUACAGGAUAGACGAUGGAGAAUGAGAAAACUAAGUUGGAGAGUGGAGGAAACUACUAGAGUUAGAAGUUACGCUUGCAAAGUUCAUCAACAUGAGUUAAGAAAAUUAGAAAAACAUGUAAAGGAGAGAGAAAUUGAAAGAAAUAAGAAACCAAUGCAACAAAUCAAAAGAUACGGUGAUAUUGGACCCCAAGUAAGAGUAGCCGUUAGUUCACCUGAAAACCUACCCUUACAAAGAUUGAGAAAUCAUGGAGAUUUGAAUAGCAAUUCUUCUCGUAACAACCCAUCAAUGAGAACGCCACAGGAUGGUUCAGCUUCAUCUGGUAAUGGUCACAAUGGCUCCAAUGAUAUACCGGAAGAUAGAGAUGAUCAAGAUGAUGUUUCUGUUGAUGAAUUCAUUCAUCCAAGUGAUGAUGCCCUAAGACAAGAACUAUUACAACAACAGCAAAGACUACGUGAACAACAAUUACAACAAGAAAUUGCCAAAAAUGAUAGUACUCUGUUCACGGAAGAAGUGAGGAUUAUUGCCAAGGGUGACAUGAAAAGUGGGUGGAAGACAGAUUUUGAGAAUAAUGGUAAAAUUGAACUGGUCACGGAAAUAGAUUGUAUGCCCCUAAAUUCUGGCGUGGGGAACCCAGUUACGAUGGUGUCCACUUCAAAACCUCAUAUUAAUUCUCAUAAACAGGAUGCCAAUAUUUCAUGUGAUAUUCAAGACCCAAAUCUGGGCAUCUACGUGAAUCAUAUACUAGCCGUCGAGAUUGUGGUCGCUGAAGAAACAUUACAAUAUUCUAACGGUCAACCAAUUCGUAGUAAGAGUCGAUCAGAUAAAAGUAAGAAUAGUUCAAAUUCGGGCAGUAGUGCAGAUCAAAGAUUAGCUGAAUUAUCCCCCAUGUUUGCCAACAGAAAUGCACCAAGAACUAGACCUGUUAGCAACAAUAGCAUUACACCAGUAAAUUCCAGAACAACGAAUGGAGAAACCUCAUCGGGAAAUAAUGACGAGAAUAAUUCAGAAAAUGCGGGGCUUCCUAUCAAUAGUUCCAAAGUUGUUAGUGUACCCACAGGUGCCGCAAGAGUAUUAAGAAUGCAAUUUAGAUUAAAUGUUACUGAAAGAUCAGGCUUAGGAAUAUCAUGGGAUGAAGAAGUUCCUCCUAUUUACCAGGAUGUAAUGGCAUACGGACCUCCAAGUUAUCAAGACUCUACAGUGUCGUUACGUAUGGGGUCCAUUACAGAUCAGUCAGAAGUGGGGUAUUUAGGCGGCACCGAUACCGGUAAUAACAGUGUUGAUUCUGUGACUAAAUUGACUCGUCCCACUAUGGCACAUUACGUCGAUAGGAACAAUAGCAUUAGUGGCAGUAGCAAUAGUAAUGGGUUGAAUACUGUGGUAUCGCCGCCAUUGGAAAAUAUUAUUAGCAUUCAAGGAAAUGUCCCCUUAUUAAAUCAAAGUAACUCAAGCACACAAAUUUUGACGCCCAAUAACACUAGAGAAGUGCGAAUGCAUUCUGUAUCUCAAGUACUGGAUACAGACCGUAUUACUCAAUAA
Naumovozyma castellii is the source of this 2445-nucleotide messenger RNA. RefSeq names its product Ldb19p (gene LDB19). Lineage: Eukaryota; Fungi; Ascomycota; Saccharomycetes; Saccharomycetales; Saccharomycetaceae. Bases 1 to 2445 code for a protein of 814 amino acids. The record is from RefSeq and is a predicted model, not a curated record. The transcript has a single exon.